Molecule: messenger RNA, 24625 nt
Organism: Porites lobata
Lineage: Eukaryota; Metazoa; Cnidaria; Anthozoa; Scleractinia; Poritidae
Source: the annotation of a GenBank genome assembly
AUGGCGGACGGAGCGGACGAGGUAAGUGAAAAACUCUUUUUUUCUAAUGAAGCCCUAAAAUAAUUCAUUUUCUGCGAUUUAAAUAAUUCUCCACAAAGAAUGCUGAAAAUUGAUCAUGUUUCUUUAUUUUAACAAAAUCUAGGACGAUGAAGUGUUUGAAAUAACAGAUUUUACAACCUCAUCAGAGUGGGAAAGGUAAUUUUCAGUCUGUAAUUUUUUAAUUUUUUUUGCCCACAUACAAAACUUCUUUUUAUUUAUAUUAGUUAAAAUUCUAAUCAUUUAAAUCUAAGCUCAUUAGAAUUUAGGUUUGUAACUGGCCUGAUGAAACUGCUCGGAAGAGAAGUCACCAAUGGUGCGUUUCCCUGACUCCAAACAAUACUAAAACAGUUGAAAGAAUAUAUAAUGACGUGUCAUUGUUUCCUGCGACCAGUUAGGAGAGACCUUCCGAGCAGCUCCUACACUGCUCUUUUAUAAGGUUGAUUGGUUGAAACUUGUGGUCGUACUUUUGUGAAAUGUCGUUGAAUUUUAUUUGUUGUUCUUGGAAAAUUAUGUGGUGUCGACCAGAAAUUUCUCUGUUAAAUGUUUCAUUGGACAUUGCAAAAAAAAGCAGAAGCAUCGGAGCGUUUUGAAACGUGGGCAGGGAGGGAGGAGGGGGGCUUGUCUUCCACUCAGCCAUGCGCAUACCCCUACCCUACUCAAAUUUUCCAAAAUACCCUUGGCAAUCUUCACAGUGUCUAGUGUGUCUGUAAUCGAGUUGGGACAAUGCAUCUGACGGUAGGCAGUUGUUCAAGCUUGUUCAGGCAGUCCUGCUUCAUGGUGCUUGUUGGGUAGUUCUUGAGUUGUCUGAGGGCAGAAAAUGCACUCUGAAGUCGCUGAUGUCACAGGUAAUGUCAAAUACAUCGGUAAAGACAUUUUUGGCACCAAAACGUGGGCCUCCCCAAUUUUUGUUUGUUGGGCCCAGCCCCUCUGAUCCCCUGCUCUGCCACCUGUGUAAAGAAAGAUAAUAAAUUAUUAUUCUUUUUUUUGCAAUGUCCAUGUUAUUUUAUGGUUGUGUACAGUUGACUCUCUCUUAACGGACACCUCUAUAAGACUGACACCUCUGUAAAACGGACACCUAGAGUUGGUUCCUGCCUUUGUUUAUUCCCUUUAUUUGACUCUUUAUAAGACCGACAUCUCUCUAAGACGGACCCUUAGUGCCGGUCCCAAAGGUGUCCGUCUUGGAGAGAGUUGACUGUAUUAUCUUCUCCAAAAGUGAAGAAGUAUUCACAGGCAUGUUAGAAUCUGUCCAGGUGGAUACCAUAUUUCCUUGAAUAAUAGCCAGGGGCAAUUAUUAUUUUUUUCGCACAAAAAGGGGUGAUUAUUUGCGGGAGGUGAUUAUUUUAAACAUUGCUCACAGGAAGUUGUGCCCUAAGUAUUUUGUUUUAUUUUCCCAUUAGAUUAAAAAAAAUGAUCACAUCAAAUAAACUGAACAUGGGCUCUUUUAGUGCUCCAAAUUUGGUUUCCUGAUUACCUUUCAAUAAAUAAAUAACUAAAUAAAAUAUCUUUAUUUCACCUGUUAAAUUAAAUGACAAACAUUACAUCGGACUCCUCUUCAACUUGACAGGGAGGGGAUAAAUGAAAGAGAAGAUGGCGAGAAGGGUUGGGGGAGGGGGGAUGAUCAUUUGAGGGACAGCUAUUAUUCGAGGAAAUAUGGUGCUUGCAUGGAUGGUGAGCCGGAAAUUAGGCUAUAAAUUAAAUUGAUUAGAGAGAAAUUUAAAGUCACAUUUGUGGCAAUUGGCAAAUGUGAUAUUGUACCAUGUGAUCAAGUUUCACCUUUACUUGUGCACAGUUUUCUGUUCACUUUAACUACUCAGAAAUCAGUGGAUCCACAACAGUUUCAUCCAAAAGAAUAGUUGUUUAUUUGAUUUUCAAGCUAUUUUUAUCUGCUCAUUCUCUAUUUUGAGAAUUUAUCAAAUUGAUUGAGACGUUGUUUACUGUUUGCCUUAAACAUGACUUCUAACUGGAGAAAAAUUAAAUUUAAUGAUUUCAGAUUUUCUGCAAGACUUGAGCAUCUACUUAUUGAGUGGAAGUUAGAUGGACCCCAUAGAAAAUCAGCAUCAACAGAGGUAACUUUAAGGAAGUAAAUAGACUAUAGAUUUAGCUCGUGGGAUAUUUCAAGAAAAGUCUUUCUGCAGUAAUUCAAUGUUUGCUGUAACCAAGAAGUAAACUGAGGUCCUUCUAAAAAAUAGACCUUAGCACUGAGAUCAGUUGGAAACCAAUAACUGGUCAGUGGCGAUAUUUAAAAAAAACCACUUUACCUCAGUGAGUUAUAAACCUUACCCCACAAUACAGUCAUGUGACACUGGUCAGUAGAUAUAUUUUUUGACAGCUGUCAAUUGACUAUAACAUGAAUUUCAAAUAUCAAGUUUAACACAGACUGUAGCUGGACUCCAAGCUAGUACGUGUGACAUUUCACAUCUGCUUACAUGAAUGACUGAACAUACAUAUGUAUUGGUAUAUACUUCAUGCUAGUAUGCCAUAUAGUCGCCCAUCACUCUCAAUCCCAUUCCCUUAUGGGCGACUAUAUGGCAUACUGGCAUGAAGUACAUACCUAUGUAUCGACGAUUUUGUCAGAACCAAGAUUUCUUGGAUGCUAGAUAACCAAUUUUUAUUACCCAUGGUGCUCUGCUGCACAUACUUCGUGUGUGUGAAUGCUCCGCUAUCACUAAACUAAACCCUCUCAGAAGGCUGGUGAUAAUGGAUAUAAAGCAGCUAAAUUCCUAAGUUACGUAAAUUUCAUUUGAGUUAGCGCUACUACUUAUACAGCAUAAUAUAACCAAUGUUACUGCAUCUUUGAUCACCAUCAGCUACAGUGCUUACAGUACAAUAUUAUCUUCUCAAUAUUUAUAAUAAUAUUUUUUUCAGGGAAAAGGAUUUUUAGCAAACAGUGAGAAGAGCAAACUAAAUCCCAUUCCGAAUAAAAAAGAUGAAGUAGAUGUAAGUGUGUUCACUUUAAAAUGAAGUGCUAUUCUAUUUUAUAUGUGGCUAAAUGUAAUUUAGGCAAGGUUAAUCUCAAGCUAAAGCUGCCAGCGGUCUCGCUCAGUUUGCACAUGAUCUGUGGGGGUGCCCCUUUCGAGUGCGCAGGGGCAAACUAUGUACAGCCUUGCUCUCUAGCGAUCAUUGCGAUCAAUGCUUUUGUGCUCAAGCGAAUCUUUGCGAAUUCAUUAGCCCCACCCUCCCUUCCCAGAGGGCUACUUGAUUUCAGAGGUAAGUAUCAGGUAAGGUAAGUAUUUCCACUGGACUAGUUUCAGUGCGAUGGUGCCUGUUAGCGGCUGCUACUGGGGUGGUUCCCGCUUGCCGGGUUGCCAUGGAGACCUCCCUGCGGUGCCUGAAUUACCUCGGGCCCUUCCCCGCUUACUUUUAAGGCACCAGUUCCCAAGCUCAUCAAUUGGCGACGAGUUUGAAGUGCUACAAAGUGAGCAGAAUCACUCAGUUUUUCUUAGAUUAAUAUUGAUUCUUUUGGAUAAAGUUUUUUUUGUCAAGAAAUCAUCUCCAACCCAUUGCGAUCACCUUCUAGGCAAAACCAUGCUCAUUGUUUGCUUCCUUCAUGGUUUCUAAGAGGCAUGAUUGGAACUGACUGUCAGAGUUGUCUUGUUUGAUGAAUUAUUGAAUGAUGUUUUGUGUUUGAAUUUAAGUUUAAAAGUAUAAAGUAAGAUUUCUAUUUACUGAUUCUGCUUCUUUUUAGCAAAGAGAAGGAACAUGGGGAGUGAUUUCUGAAAGAAUAUCAUUUGCCACCUUCAACUUUGUUGUGUCCUACCACCACCUAAGAACAAAAAAGAGAACAACAAUCAACAAAAGUAAACAAACUGAAGGUUGGCAUUUUGGUGGAAUUUUUCAGUAAUGUUACCAGAUUCCGGUUAGCUCAGUUAAUGUUACCAUAAUCAGGCCGAGGUUCAAACCCGGCUGGACCAACACUCAGGGUCUUUAACCAAGUUCAAGUGCUGCCUUUUCAAACAAAUGGAAGUCUUCUGGUAUCUAGUAAUAAAAAAUGUUUUCACUUUUUUUGGGGGCAUCAUCACUCAUUCCUUCAGUACUUGUAAACUGCACCUUAAGCAGUCUGGCAAAGUCCCCCAACCAGUGUUGUAAAUUAUCCCUGAAAAGCCCUGUGGGGAGUGGAUAAUAAGAUAUUUACAAUUUACAAUUUACUGUAAUCAUAAUAACAUGCCACAUACCAAGUUCAAAAUUUCAAACAAGAAAACUGGUAUCUAAUAAAAAAAAAAAUAAAAUAAAUGUUUUUUUUUAACAGUAGCAGGUGCCCAAAAUUUAACAAGUUUGUCCCUUCCCUCAAAAAUAUAAAUGGAAAUGUGAAAUUUGUAAUAUAUAUUUUGUUUGUGAUUCUACACUUCUAAUCCUUCUUGACUUGACUCAACUGCGUUGGCCAAUGGAGAGGUCUUCAUUAGGUGACACCCAUAAAAAUCCUGUCCUUUUCCUAGCAACCAUCAAACUCAUGCUGCUGUGGCAGUAAUAAUAAAAAAAAUUAUGACUGUAUGAUUGCAUGCACUUUCAAUGUAAACUGAUAGAAAAUUAAACCAGCUGCAUUUAAUUGUGUACAACAGCAAGAAAAAUCUAAUGAAACUAACAAAAAUAUUACCGGUAAGUUACAAGUUACAUCAAGUUAUUAUUACCUUCAUUGCGUGCACACAAGAAACAAUAUAAACUAGGUCUUAAUUUAAAGUUCAAAAUCAAAGACAAAUGCAAAAAAAAUAUUUCUUAUAGCUGUAGGUGUCUAUUCAAGUUUAUAAGUGUUUCUGUCAGUAUUAAGUAUGAUUUUUUUUCAGAUUUAGAAGAUAGCUUACCUGAUGCAAUGAAGGAGAUGUUUGACAUGGAAUUUGAUUUUCCUCCCAGAACACACUGCCUCAGCAGAUGGUACUAUGCAUUUGCAAAUUAUAUUUUGUUACCAAAAUAUAAUUCGCUCCAUGGAAGUUUAUUAUUAUGAGCCCUUCUGUUUACGCUGUUGAAAUUUCAGUCAGAUAGCAUACGGUAAAAAUUUUGGCCUUUACUCCAAUCCCCAUCAGAAUUUCUAGUCAGAGACCCACCGUCAGAGGGUUCUAGAUCUGGAGCCACCAAACCUUGCAGAUUUGCUGAGAAUUAACAGCAAGCUCAAUGCCAAGGCCUAGCUUGCUCUAAAAAAAUUCUAGGGAGCCUAAUGCUCUGAUCCUCUGAAAUCCCAGUUUCCCAAUAGCAAAAGUAAGGUGCCACAAGCCAUCAGGUCUAACUAGAACACAGUUCUGAACACACCCUAAUCAAACUUUUGGCGUGAUAAUAAAAUGAGAUGAGAGUUGAGCCUUUAGUCAAAGUUCUUAAAGAUCAUCUGAAAUUAUUAUUUGUGUUUAGGUAUGGAUUAAAAGAAUUCCUUGUGAUUGCUCCUGCUGGAGAUGCAGAAAUCAUAGAUAAUGAAUCAAAAUGUCAUCUUCUUCUGAGUUCUGUCUCAAUUGCAGCCACCAACACAAAAUGGUAAGCAAGAAGUUCCUGAUAUGUUCUAUUGUUUCCUUCUUCAAUGUUGAGGUUAAAAAAGCUCUGAAAACAAUCUUUGUUGAGGUAAAAGUACAAUAACCUGUUUUUUCAUCAAUCUCUGUUUUAAACAAAAAGAAAUACAAGAUAGUAAGUUGUCAGUGAUUGAUCCAUUUAGAGGUUUGUGUGCUGCUGACUACGCAUGGAGGUGUGGUGGCUGAGUUGUCAACACCUCAAACUUCAGAUCUGUGGGUAGGUAUGGGGUUCUACCCAUGCUAUCACAUUGCAUCCAAUGACUGAAGACCUAACCCCUCUUUGUGCCUCUCCACAAAGCUGUUUAAAUGGGUAUAAUUAGCAACAUUAUAAUGCUGCAGGUGACCCUGUGAUGGACUACAUGUAGCAUCUCAUCUGGGGGGAAGUAGCUUAUAAUUCAUCAGUGUAGGUGCUUGAAGCUAACAGAAACAGGGUAAAGCUGUGGUCAUGUCUGCCUCCUUGGCUUGUGCAUACUUUUACCUUUUUUAUACUACUAUGUGGUGGGCAGAAUUCUUUCAUGCCCAAUUUAAACAAUCUGAAGAUAAACAUCUAAAAACUAUCACUAAUUACGACUACAUGCAUAUCUAAAUACCAACCUCAUUCUGCAGCUAAAGUGUCUGUUGAAAAUGUUAGUGCAUAAAGUUAAUUUUAGUAGAAAUCAGCACAGACCCCAAAAUGUAGCAUGGGUAGGGGUGGGGAAGAUGAUGAUGAUCAGCUUUCUUUGUUUGGGGAGGACAGACUCAUGAGGAUAAAGAAUUAGAGUUAAGUGUUUGGCAAAUGCAAGCCUCAGCUCAAGCUCCUGGUUGAUAAUAUCUCAAAUAGAAAUCCAUAGAAAUAAAUAGUUUCAAAAAUGAAAAGUAACAAAUGCCCUCACUACAUUUUCUGUGUGCCAUACAUGUAACAGUACAGCAAUAUUGAAAAUAUAUAUAUUUAUCAUUGUUGCAGCACAGUGCCCAUGUUUGCUCAUGUUCUUCAGCAGUGGAGAAAAAUCUACUAUGGCUUCUGUAUUGGUGGGGGAUUCCGCACCGCAUUUCAGAUUUCCCAGCUUCGCCGUAUUCCAAGUCAAUUUCAACAUUUAGCUGGACUGCUUGAAAUCUUCAAGGACAAAUUAGUGAGUGCAAUCUGAUUUGCCCAUUCCCCUUCUUGUCUUUCCCCUUCAACUUAUAGCCAGCAUAGCUGGACCAAUAUAUCAAAGAAGAAGGAGAAUUCAAACACCAGAAAGCUGAGAAAAAUUUUCUGAGCUCCAGGUGAUAAUUGAACUCGCAACCCUCUGAGUUCUAGUUUGGACACUCUAAGCACUGAGCUACUACUGGAACUCUAGUGGCGAGCAGGGUCGGAAUUUAAAUACAAGUACCACCAGACUUUAAGGAUUUCAUCGCGGACUUAAUUGAAAUUUGGCCAUCCACCAGUGUACAAACCCAAGACUGUAUAUUUAUAUUAAAGAAGAAGGAGAAUUCAAACACCAGAAAGCUCAGAAAAAUUUUCCGAGUUCUAGGUGAAAAUCAAACUCAUGACCCUUCGAGUUCUAGUUCGGACAUUCUAACCAGUGAGCUACUGGAACUCUAGUGGCGAGCACGGUCGGAAUUUAUAUACAAGUACACCAAUAUAACAAGUGCAAAAUUCCCAAUCAGCAUAUCUCUUAAGAUCAUUGAGAGACACAAACUUUACCACUCCAACAAGGUAGCAAACCCAGGGUGAAUCAUUUAACCCCUUAGUCCCUACAGUAUACCCAAAUAGAAUUUCUCCAGACUGGUGUCCUUACACUUCCUUAAGGAAUAAGUUGAGAGAAUUUGUUAAAUGAUCAAAGCAUUUUCCUUUGGGUGACCAUCUUAUUAAUUCUCAUAACCUUUCCUCUUGAUUAUGUAUCGACAUUGUCAGGAGAAAAUUCAUUUUGUUCAUUUUGGGGAUUUCAAGGGUUAAGCAGCACUCUUAAUGAUUGGUUUCUUUUAUCCCAGACAUGCCCCAUAUCUCCAGUACCACCAGUUACACUGACAGUUCGGUUUACGUACAUCCUGGAUGAAUGGACAGACUACGCAUGGCCUCAGGAACCUCCUGAUCCAUCGUCGUGUUUGGAAUGUAAAGUUGGAAUAGACGACUUAGGCAGAUUGCCAUUUGGGGCAUGUCUAGAUCCAAUAAGGUGAGAAUGCACUUUCCUGAGGUACUUCUUUUUCUAAAUGUCAGUAGUUGAAUAUAAGCAUAGCUUGAAUCCUCAAAAGCUUGGCAAGGGGAGUAGGGGUACUAGGGGUCACAAGCAUGCCUGAAGGAGGUGGAAUGCAAUAAAAUUCUGCAAGUAAAUGUUUGGACCUCUUUGUCUAACUUUACUCUUCCACUUAGCACUAAUGUUUCCUUCUUACAUGUAGCAACACUGAUUGUUGGAAGGUUCUUUUCCAUAGAGAGCUUCAUUUAUCGACUACCUGGCCUUGCCUUUCAGAGGAAGUCAUUGUUGACAAUUCUGUUUAUUCGUAAGUCUUUAAGAGAGUUUAAAAUAUGCCUUGUAUGUUUAAAAAAGAAGUAAUAUCAAGCAUCACCAGAUGAAACACCUUGAAGUUCAUCAAAAAUACUCUGCUGCGCGUCGUAUUUUCAACUCUCUUCUCAAUGUUUCAUCUGGUGAUGAAGCACUGCAUCUCAUGCUUGAUAAAUUACUUAAAUUCUCCCUUUGUUUAACAAGAGAAUGACAAGUUGUAAGAAGCAUCUGGCAGUUCGUUCCAAGUCAGUUGAGACUCUUUGCUAGGCGAUUCCCCAGAAUGUCAUUGCAUCAGAAGAAGGGGUGGGGGAGAAUUUGUCAGUUUUACAGCUUGAAAGCAUGUACUAACCCAGAAGUCAUUUUGAGUAGCCCGAAAAAAUUUUUGACAGGCAGGAUUAAUAACUAAUUUAUUAUAAUUAAUUAAUUGAUUAUGCCAUAAGGUAUAUUAAUUACUUGCUCUAUUAAUUCAUGGUUGGAGUAAGCUUUAAUAAAAUGAAAUCUUUAGGGCCACCUUACUUCAAGGAUUUCUUAAUUGUUUUUACCCAAAGGCUGUGCAUAUCACACAACGUUUAUGUAAUCUGAUACAGUGAGUUGUUUUUGCAGAUUUUAGUUUUCAGAGUAGCUUGGUCCAUGUGGACUUACUUAAUAAUAUUAAUUAUUACAAUUAUGUAAUUUGAAGUCCAUGAAAAACUUCACUUGCCUGUUAAGCAAAUUAAGAACAGAAUUCACUAUCCCAAUCGUAAAAUCUACUAGCCCUAGCAUUGGGACACAACUUUCUUUGCAUGCUAUACACAUGGCCAUUGUAAGAAUAGCUAAUCUCUAGAGGUUUUCCUUACUUGCAAUUCUUGUUAUUAUUGCUUCAUAGUGACCUGGACCCAUGCCAUGCCCCUCAGUGGUCAGUGAGAGCUAAAAUGAGUGAUAAUCCCCAAUGCUUACUUGGUUAGUACACAUUCCUGUCCUGGUUAUUAUCAAUAUCAUGGCUGAAUACGCAUGCGGUUAAGUCGCGAUACUUACCAACAUCAAUUUUCUCAUGCGGUUAAUUUCCAUGGAAAAUUGAUGUUGGUAACUAUUGGCCGAUAGUUACCAACAUCAAUUUUCUCCCACCAACAUCCAUUUAUAAUCAUGAGAAAAGGUAAUGAGAAUCAUAAAAUGGUCACCAAAAGGUCCUAAGAAUUUGUUUGUUGAUACUGGGACUUCAGUGGUUUAAGAUGAAGCAAAUUCUGUGUUCUGAUUGGCUCCCCAAGCCAUCUUGCCUCUUUACGAUUUGCCGAUCACAGUAUCUUGUCUGACAAUAGUUGUAUUGUUAUACUCGUUUUUCAAGAUUUUACUUUGUCAGAUGAGGUUGAAAAAGAGCUUUUUGUACACGUGAAUUUAUGGGAAUUUUAAGUGUGUCUUAAAGUACUUGUGUAAUUUGAAUUUCCUCAAACUUCAAGAACAGAAUUCAUUACCUGUAUGACUCUAUUGGGAACUUUUUUUAUUGCAUACUGGACAUUGCGUUAAGGAAGGCAAUCAUUUUUGUUAAGGUUGAAGUGUAACUGAAUAAUGCCUGACACUCAAGAUUAUAUUGUUGAUUGACUCCUCUUGCUAGGUGAAUAUCUUAGUGGCUACAUAACAUUGUGCCACAGACAAGAAUCUACUCUACAGCUUCUAAACAAGACAGUCAUGGAUGAUGAUAGUGAGCUGCUAUUUUGCAUUACCUUAUCCCUUUAAAUUAAUAUUUAUUUUAUUAAUUUAUUUUCACAUUAAAAUGAGGGCAAAAUUUUAUAGAGUACUAGCAAAAAAAAUUAAUUAGAAUGUACAAAAAUGAAUGUUGCAAAAUUUGAUAAUUUGAUAUUUUCAUUUGUAACUUAAAACAACGCUUAAGUUGUGGGUUACAAGGGGAGUCCACAAACCUAAUCUCCAGGUUGUUAUUACGCAUGCGUCGCAUGUAUGUAGCCAGCAUUUGUUUGGACUUCGGCCAAGAAUGAAUGGAAUGCACAUUACACAAUUUGAUCACACCUCGUUUGGACCUUCUAUCAAUUGUCAUCUGAUCAUGCGUGUUUUUGGCCAUCUGUCACGGGAAACUUACAUAAAGCACAGCAUUGGAGAGAAAGCAUUUUGACCUUCUAUCAGUGUCGCCCGCACUCCAUAACCUUUAAAUUAUUACUAGUUAACCCAUGUAUUCUAGAGUUGCUUCAGGUCAAAAACUUGAGGGCUAAAAUAAAAAAACUAAGGAAGAAUUUUUUUUACACAUUUCUUAAAUUGUUAUUUUUGGCCGGGUUGUAGCUUAAAGGGCCAACUAGGUCAUAGGCCUGAAAGCAUUGAUUUUGUCAAAUUGUAAAGGUAAUUAAUUGACACUCUUUUCUUAGGUAACAUAGCAGACAUAACUCAAGCUCUUCAGCGGCUCACAGAGGGUCCUCAUGUGGCAUCCUUGUCGACAGCUGUUUCCAGGGCGACGUCAAGAAUAUCAGCCAUGGGUGAACGAAGUUCUGAUGAAUAUCCAAUCCCUGGAAAUCUUCUUAAGGAAAUUCUUAAGGUAGCUUACAGUGGAGCUUCAAAAUGAUUUGCUACAUAUAACAAAUUCCUUAGUAUAAUGAACAAGAUUCUUCACCCCAGUAAAAAUAAAAUAUAUGAAAAGUAAUCUUGAUAAUUAUUAUAAAGAAACCUUGUUAUAGUAAACACAUUCUGGUAGUCCCAUUUUAUCAAGGUUUCACUAGUUACAGGGUUCGCAAUUAGGUUGAAAGUCCUUGAAAGUCCGUGAAUUUUAAAAUAAAAAUUCCAGGCUUUGAAAGUCCUCGAAAAUUGCAGUCAGUGCUGGAAAGUCCUGAAAUUCUAAAUGUUAACGCUUUGUUUUAAGAAGAACUCCAAAGGAAAAGGAGCAAACACAGAAAGACCUUUGGGAUAAAAUUACUCAUGUUGUGGAAGAACUAAAAAAGACAUAGACUCAAGGCUCUUUUUUUCACUAAAUGGAGUCCUUGAAAAAUGGGAUUUGUGUCCAUGAAAGUCCGUGAAAAGUCCUAGAAUUUUUUGUUCAAAAACGAGUACGAACCCUGUACUUAGCUAAUACAUUAAAACGUCUCCUUUAGGACACCUGUUCAUAGCCUGAGAAAACAGCCAACAUUUUGUGAUGGGCCUGGCUUCGCCAUGAAAUGAUGUCUGAGGAACAAGAGCAGAAAUUUCAUACUGAUGAUGUCUCUCUCCCCAGAUCUGAGUAGUACUUUAACCUAUCAGAAGCACUAACCAGAUCUGGGUAGUGACAGUAUGUCAUCAGUCAAUUUCUCAGACAUUACAGUCAAACUCCGUUAAUAUGGACACCAUAGAAAGGCCAUAGAAACUGUCCGUAAUAACGAGGUGUCCAUAUUAAGUGGGUGUCCGUAAAGGUUUGACUGUAUUUUGUAGGGAAACCAUUGGUGGCUUUGUGAAUGUCAGCUGUUUACUCAGGCUACUCUGAAAAACUAGAAAUGAAGACCUAUAAGUGUUGCGAUGGGGGCUUCAAUCAAAACUCUUCUCUUAGUGAGUCAUUUUAAGGAAAAAGUCAUUUUUUCACUGAAAUAGUGGAAAUUUGGUGUGAAGAAGUUGUAGCCCCAUGUUGACUUUUCCAGCAUAACAAGAAUAAUUCAGUCAUCUGUUUUUUUUCUGCUCACAGCAUUUAUUUCCAGAUGCUGAUCAAGAUUUAGAAAAGCUAGAGGUUGCACAACAGGAAAUGCUGUUUGAUAAAAUGGAAAACAAUGACACUUAUAAUAGCCAGGGAACACAGGUUUGAUGAAACUUUGUUGUUCUUGUGUCUGUAGAUACUUAACUGAUUCUUAGCAGGCUACAAUCAAAGUUCCAUUUUGUUUGUUUGCUAUUUCAUUCACCAAUUUAUUCUCAUUUCAUUACCAUCAUUUCUUUCAAUCAUUCAGUCAUUCAUGCGCACAUACAUUAAGUCAAUCAGUAAGAUAGACACAAAACAUUGUCAACUGAGUUGAUACAGUCAAGUUACCGCCAAAAAAGAUUCAAAAGUUGAUGUUUCAAGUGCAUAUAUUUUCCACUGUUAUUUUAACCUCCCAUUCUUUCUUACAGUUUGUCGCCUUUAGGUGUCGCAGUGCGCUUAUCGCCUGGUUUUUGCGGUUAUUUAAGCGGUAAAUAAUUUACGUUCGUUUGAGCGAAGCGAAUGAGAUCGUAAUAACCCUUUCAUACAGCAGAUAAGCCAUUCAAUCAGGCCUUAAGCUAGCCUGAGAAACCAACUUUUUGCGGAAAAACCGGUGAAAGCAACACAAAAUGUCGGCUGUGUUCCCCGGCUAUUGUUUGGCCAGUCAGCCAUUUAUUUUUUCCCUCCGUCAUUGCGGUAAAUAUUUGAUUGUUGAAUUUUAAUUUGAAAAAAUUUACUUUCCAGGACAGAUUUCGUGGUUUGAAAACUGCACCAGAAGACAGCCUUACUUUCUUUCUUGCUGUGUGCAUUUGUAUAGUUUAUCAUAGUUAUGGAGGUGAGGAUGCUUAUUCAAAGUUUAAUAAAACUUAUGUGUCACUAUUUUAGUCGGGGAGAAAGAAUUUUUUUUUAUGCAAAACAAAUUCUUAUUAGAAUAGACCAUUCCACGAUGGCGUCAGUUUACCCAUUGUCUCCCUUAACCUCUUCCUCCUCCUCCUCCUCCUCCUCUUCCUUCCUCUUCACCCCUCCACCCCCUCCUCUUCCUCCUCCUCCCUUUUCCUCUCUUCCACCCCCCUCCUCCUCUUCCUUUACUCCCUCCCCUCCCCUUCCCCCCUUCCUCCCCCUCCCUCUUCCCCUCUUCCACUUUCCCCUCCUUCCCCUCCCUCUUCUCCUCUUCCAACUCUAUGGAAAGCAUAUCUUUCUUUUUUCUUGGCAGGUUUAAGAGCCGUGGCGCAUUUAUGGCAGGAAUUUGUUUUAGAAAUGCGAUAUAGAUGGGAAAAUGAUAUAUUUAUUCCAAGGUACUGUGGAAAAAAAUUUUCAGCUCUCACAGAAGUCACUUACCACCUCUUUCGAUCUUUUGUACGCGGGGAAAUAACCCUACUAGAAUUAUUAAGCCUUCAUCGGGUCUCGUCUUACAAACAAGGUAUAUAAUAUAUAGAUUUAGCCAGAGCUAAAAUCAAAGCUCUCGUUAAUAUACUUACGCGAACAAAAAAUAAAAUCGUGUAAUGCGAAACGGCGACACAACUAUAACGGCACAAAAAAAACUUUUCACGUGCAGCACACUUUUUUGUACAUUUCUUUAACAUUGUUUUGCUCGACUAAAACGUGAAAGUUCGUAGUUACACGUGUCAAAUACAUCAACAUGUGUCCGUUUAAUGCAGACUCGUACCCAGUCGCUCUUUAUGUGUUUUUUGGAGUGAGAGAAGAUUGGGGGUUAGGUUAAGGCGCGCGGGGUCUCAUGGGCAGGUACGAAGGAAAAAUAGCUAUUUUCCUUCGUAGCUAUUUUUUUCCCUUUGUAACUUCCCAUGAGACCCCGCCCCUCAACCUAACCCCCAAUCUUCUCUCAUCCCAAAAACAAGUACAUAGCGACUGGGUACGUGUCUGGGACGGACGGUCAGGUGAUAACCAAAAUUUCUCGGAUCUAAAGGUCACCAUUUUUUCUUACUCAUGUUGCUCCGGUGCACGCGCUUUUGCGCGUGAGAGAACUCGAUAUCGUUAACUGCAGAAUGCGAGCGUUAGAUAACAUCUCAAUAUUCAUGCUAGAACUAGCUCACACAGCAGAUAAUUUCUCUCUGUAUUUACACAGGCUAAACCUACAGCCACCUAAUUUGGGGAGUUGUUUAGUUCAUCAAAAAUUACAGGUUAGUUUUCUUUUUUAGCUCACCCAAGACUGUUUUUUUGCUUUCCGUAUUUACUUACGGUCUUACUUUUAAAUUAUUUCCUGUACUCAAUCAAAAGUUAGGUUGAGAAAUGUUGUUGUAGAAAGUAUAGAAGCCGUUCAAUCAAUCAAUCAAUCAACUUUUUUAAAAGACGGUAAACACAUAACAGCAAAAUCUGACAAACCAGUGGCCCUCUACCAAACUACUUAAGCUAAAAAUUACGAUAAUUAUUUAUAGUAAGAUACCUAGGUUCUACUUUUGCAACAAAAUCGGUGCUUGUUGCGCGUUUUACCGGCCCAAGGCAAACUUGUCUUGCAGCAGGCGACGUAACUCCAGUUGUGUAUGGCGUUACUCGUGCGUAAUUUUAUCCAAUCAUAAAUCAGUAUUCACGCAACUUGCAACAACCUGAUUGGUUGCAAGACAGGUUUGAACGUGGGUGGUAAAACGCACAAUAUCUCUUUUCAACUCAUUUGGCAGCAAUGUUGCAAAACAAGUUACACGUUUUCAUUCCCCAUUUUACCGUAACUUUGAUCAACUAUUUGUUUUUCUCAUUCAUUUGCAGAUGUUGAACUGUUGUAUCGAAAGAAAGCGGCUCUCUAAGAUUCGAACAGCAAGUCUUCAGUUUUCAAAUAACGUGGGCGGUAACACUGAAUCCAGAACUAAGAACAACAUUUCUUUUACGGAAAAUCUCCGGAAAAGUAAUUCAGAAGUUCAAAUUGUUCAGAUGGAAAGAGUGGAAUCACAGUCGAGUGUUUCGGAUGAUGAGGACGAAUUUUUUGAGGCUGUUGAAAGCCAAGAUAACACUGUAAAAGAGACUGGAAAAUCUUUAGUUGAUUCGGAAAGUAUACAAGGUGAAUCCGAAAAUGAAAGCGACAGGACUUCGGGAGUCGAGAAAAAUAUACAAAGGACAGAUAGUGACUCUAAUAUAGAUGAUAAUUGCGCUAAAAAUAACUCGACUUCGUGCAGAAGAGAAGGAGCAAAGGAGCCUUUUGGAGAGGUAAAGCUUCUUGUUUCUGGCGAACCGUUGUUUGUUCCAGUUACUCAGGUAUGUUGAAAUAGAUAUGGACCACAUCCUUUAACCUCGCUUUCGGAUCCCCGACUCGAAGUACGUGUCUUGAGAUCAGUUAAGGUUUCUAGAAACUGCCCACCUACCCCUCCCCUAAGCCAUCAUUUUGCCCAAAGUGAAAAUUACGUGUUAAUGUUAGCAUGAGAGAGGGGUAGGUGGGCAGUUUCCUAGAAACCUAAAUUGAUCGGUUUCUUUUUGCUGUGUGGUAUGAGUUUGAGCCCUAAUAAGUGGUGCGAACAACCCUGGGGGAGAUACCGUUCCCGUGCCCAUAACCCGCCCCUCCCCCUCCCCCUCCCCCUAAGUCAAGAGCUUGCUCAGCUCGCAGGCUACCACAAUGCUUAAGGUUGAUAGGGGAUAAUGUCCGCUACCGACCGGACCCUAGUGCCCAAGCUAUCGAUUGCAGUUUACUAACGCUCAUUUGAGUGACUGUAAUUCUCUGUCCUUGUAGAAAAAAAUUAGACUCGGUAUGACUUGAUCGCAAGCCCACUUAUUGCAAAGCCUAUGGCUAAUGAUAAAUGGAUGACCGUGACUCUUAACCCCAUUAUAACUAAGCUCUAUAUUGAGGACCCCAAUGUAACGUAUUCCUGGGCGAAAUAUUUUUUCAGUCCAUUGGCACUUCGUUUUGUCGACGUUUUACUGUAAUUUGACCAUCACAAACUUGAAGAUCCUGUUUGUCUUGUUUAAUCACUGAUUUUGUGACCAAUGCUAUACUAGGUGUUCUCCUAUAAAGUAGUAAUCGGGAUCGUCACGCAAUGCGUCUUCUGAAAUAUCGAGCGUGACAAUCCAAAUAAUGUGGCUGCAUGGAUGAGAUUUUUGGAUGGUUCUAACUUUGAAAAAAUCUUAAGAAAAACGUGGACUCGGGGUACUUGACCGGAGGCGAUCAUGCAUCACACGGAUCGAGAUUGAUAGGCGAAAAUAAUUCUGUGAAAAUGUUUGGCUUCAUUUCAUCCCAACGUAAUAAAUGUUUUUUUUUUUCCAUUUUUGCAUGCUUUUUCUGAACUCAGGAGCCAACACCGUUGACGGAGGACAUGUUAGAAGAGCAAGCUGAGAUCCUUACACAAUUGGGCACCUCUGAAGAGGGGGCUCGUGUGAGGGCCCAAAUGCAGUGCGCUUCUUUGCUCUCCGAUAUGGAGGCCUUCAAGGUGGGUUAGUAAAAAUCAAACUUCGACAAACUGCAGUCUUAACCGUUAAAUCUAUGGGUGGUGAAUGUGACCAUUCAAAUGAAAGCUACUGAGCAGUACUUUCCUGUGGUACUGUUUAUUAUGCUGUACAAAGUGGCUCUAAUUUUUGGGUCUGUGGGUGAAAUUCUAGUUUUGACCAUUCGAGUUAAAGUUGUCAGAAAUACUCUUAGCAGUUUGUUUCACUCUGAAAGGAUGCCCGUGUGAACAAAAGUCCAUUAAAAGAAAAAAACCAUUGAUUGUUUGUUGAAAACCUUUUGUUGGUGGGGAUUGACGUAUUUUAUAGUAUGGAGUGAAAUGAUGCUUACUCUGAAGUGCUCUCCUGUACAUGCCGUACUGCGUAUUGUGCAGGGCUUAUUUGGGAAGUUUUAUGUUUUGUUAUUUUAAAGAAAGUUUUAACUACCAGUGCACUAUGUUAAACCUAUGCUAUGUUAAACCUCGUCUUUUAAUAUUGUGAGAACCGUGUUGAACAUCUGUGGUGGACUAGCAAGGCUUUAUACGGUUUGUUGAGGUACCUACCCCUCCCCUAACCCAAAGUGGACAUUAACUUCUCACUUAGGGCAAAAUCUUUGCUUAGGGGAGUGGCAAAUGGGCAUUUUUCCAGAAUCUUGUACUGAUCGGUAAGACCUACUGUACUUGGUACGUGGAUUUAAGAUUCUGGGCAACUGCCCGUCCACCCUUUCCGUAAUCUAAAGAUAAACACCAACUUCUCACUUAUGCAAAAUGUUGGCUUAGGGGAGGGGUAGGUGAACAUUUUUUUUUCCAGAAUUUUGACUGUUUAUAAUACUUACGGUGCUUGGUAUGCGCUUUUGUCCCCAUUAGGCUGCGAACCCGGGCUGCCUUCUGGAGGAUUUUGUGCGAUGGUAUUCGCCAUUUGACUGGAUACCAGGUCCUGAGACAGAAGAGGAGAUAGAAGAAUUAAGAAGACUAAAGCGGGAUAAAGAGAAAGAAAAUAAAGAAUCUAGCACAUGUGUUACAAGUGAGUAGAUGAAAACGAAUUCAGAAUUCAAGGGGCAGACAUAUGUAAUUGUAACAGGACUCUUGAUGAUAACUUGACAUGUAAUAAUACAUAUCAUUAGUUUCAAAAGUGGAAAAUAUGAAUACGGCUCUUAGCGCUAGUAAACAUUAAUCUGGUACUGGGCUUGGUUAGACACGAAUCUGAUGUCAAGCACAGAAACACGAGAUGCCAGUGACACGCCCGGGAACACAUGAAUUCAAAGCUAAACGCGAGGAAGUAUGAGCCCGAUGCCAAUCGCCUCAUAAUUUAAGUCGUAUGCUAAGCGGGAGAAAGCAAUUCCGCUGCCAAACGCGGGAAAACUGGAAUCUGAUGUGAUGCUUAGCGAAAAGAAAUAUUGUAAGAGCGGAAAAACAUAACUCUUUGCCAAGCGCGAAAAAGCAAAUUCGAUACCUGACGUAGAAAAAAAAUGAAUUAGCGCGGGAGAGCAAAUCCCAUACCAAGCGCGGGGAAGAAAAUCUGAUCCAUACGUGGGAAAAUAUGACUCCAGUGCGAAAAGUUGAAAAACAUGAAUCCACUGCCAAACGCAGGAAAACAUGAUUUUGACUCCAAGCGCGGGAAAACACGUAUCAAGCGCGGGAAAACCUAUGCUAAGCGCGAGGAAGAAAAGGAAAAUAAAUCCGCCAAACGUUGCCAAAACGCAGGAAAACAAGAAUAAGCGCGGUAAACCACGAAGCCCGUGAAAAAAACAUGAAUUUGAUGCAAUGCCAAAUGCAGGGGACCAAGCGCGGGAAAACAAAUGCGAUGCCAAACGGGAAACGGAUGCCAAACGUGGGAAAACACCAACUUGAUGCGAAGCGUGGAAAAAAAAAUCCGAUGCCAAACGCGGAAAACAAGACUCUUUUUAAAUAUUUUAAUAUGCUAAGCGCGCAAAAACAUGAAUGAGAUGCCAAGCGCGGGAAAACAUUAGAUCCAAGAAGCGAAGAUGGGAAGAAAUUAAUACGAUGUGAAACAUGGGAAUCUCGUUCAAACGAGAAAAGGGGAUCAAACGGACGGUUUAAAUAAGUUUCUUCACGUCAUUGGCAGUUUUUAUUUUGCUAAUUUUCCUUUGCGCAUUUGCCGCUGGCUAGAAUUUGACAUAACCUUCCUUUUCCAACCGUUUAAUUGUUAGCUGGAACCAGUGGCGUAUCAGUAGAGGAAGGCUGGGACACUGAAGAUAUCGAGGUUCCGGAAGAAGAUUUGCUUUCAAGUGACGCCAAGGCUCUUAUGGAAGAAGCGAAGGCUGGCAAUGUAGAAGAACUACAGGUCCCAAAUAAGGUAGAUCCUCUUUGCCAAUUAAACGAUUAAAGAGGUUCUACUUACUGUGAAAAGAGACACGAACUUUCUAGUCAGACAGCUUAAAGUUAAGAAUUCAAUUGCUAACCACUUUAGUUACUUUGCAAGUUUGAGAAUUUUCUUGAGUAUUGCCCAAAAGGGCGGUAAAAGGAAGAAGACAGCAAAACGUUUGUUAUGACAAACUUGACAGGGCUGUAUCUUACUGAUCUUACGAGUUUUGCUGUGAUCUCUACUUAACAUUACUGUGGCUGGUCUUGAAAGAAAGGUCUGUUUAAAGGAAGGUGAAGUUUGGCGGAAAACUUUUUUGAACAUAAUUAUUGUCACGCUUGUCAGACAAGGGUUGCCGUCUUCUUUCUGUCGUCGUCCUGUUGCGUAAGUUCACUAAUGUUUAAGUAAGCGACUUUUACUUGCUGUCGUAGACUACCAUAGACGAAAUAUCGGCUAUUUGUAAGUUAGAGGCGUUCAGUUUCUUGACGUGUAAAUAAAAUUAGCGUGUGGUUUUGAUGCUAUUGAUAUCAACCGCUUAUCAAUAAGGACACUGUCUAUGGUCCCCUCAGAGUUUGCAUUAACAGGGUUCGAUCAUUUUUUUUUCUUUUUCAGUGGAGAGAGGAGGGGCAUCUAAGCCUUCGCAUGCGCAUUCCAGGCAACAUGUGGGUUGAAGUGUGGCAGAGUGCACGUUCAGUCCCAGUCCGUCGACAGAAGCGACUUUUUGAUGAAACUAAAGAGGCCGAAAAGGUAUUAGGGUCACUCAAGGGUCACUCAAGUCAAUCACUACACGAGCUGACAGUGCAAUGAACCAAUCACAUCUCGAAGUAGUGAGAUACGUGUCACCAGCGAAGCGUGGGAGAAGGCGUGGGGCCUGGGCACGUUGCAUUUAGGUCUUACUUCUUAUUGGCCGAGAAAGAGGCGCGAGAGUUUUUAGGCAGUCACAAAGCAAUGCUACCUUGUGGAUAAGGAGUGACCAAAACAAUAUACCCUUUUACCUUCUGUGUUUCGCUUUCUCAAUCUAGGCCUCAAUCUCAAGAGGAAUUUGCCCUUUGUUUUUUUCGUAUAUUAUGCGUACAGAUGCACGUGAAUGAGGCAAAAUUUGAGAGAAACAGUUCUCCAGAGUAUUAUCGCAUGCCCUACAUUGGGAAUACAAACCAUACAAGCUAAAAAGAUCUUUCACGAAAUUCAAUCUUCGUACUUGCAGUUGGAAAAAAGAAUGUAUACGCGCUUUUCACGUCAGUUUCAACUUUUUUACAUUUUAUAUAAGAGAUUUACAGGAUCAAUGGGCCUUUGCACCCUCAUGACGAAAUAGCACUUUCUGACUCUUGUGAAUCAAGCUGUAAACACUUAUCUUCUGGGAAUGUAGGAUUCGUUGAUUGUGAGCCAUCCUACAACAGACCACGUAAAACAUUACCGCGCAGUUUUUAUCCACAAUGCUGCACCAUGUACUUCAUGAAACGCAGGUGUAAUACAAGCGAGUUCUAAAUUCUUGGAACAGUGGCACGGUUCACCUGUUUCUCGAAUGUCCCGCCAGGUAUCGGGCCCAGAAGACCGCUUUAUGUUUGUCGUGUUCGCAUUCAGGUUUGAGGUUUUAUUAUUUAACGUUUUGAAAAUGAUUCAAUGAUUUAACGUCAUUAGAUAAAGAAUCAAAAUGUACUGUUUUGGGUGCUAGAACCUUCAACAAUGUUCUUUAGAGUUUGGUUUUAACAUAUGACAUUGGGCUUAAAAUACGACGUCACGCAACGCUCCUCCACUGUAGUCUGCUACACAGCCGUUGUUAGCGUCGUCACGCAACGACGCUAAAAGCGGCUGUGUAGCAGAUUAUAAAAACUGGGACUUUCGAAAAACGGGUCCAUGGAAGGAGUUCAAUUCACUCCUUUAGUUUAGCCUAGAAAGUGACGCGACAGUUUUUAACCAAUCACAUAGCGCGGUAACGCACCCACUUAACUCUUUACGAAAUUACUCUUAACGCGCAUUCAAGAACUCUGUUAAUACCACUUUCUUUGCUAGGUUCUGCACUUUCUUGCGGGACUGAAACCUGCCGAAGUAGCCUUCAAGCUGUUUCCUGUUUUGCUUCACUCCGCAGUUCUUCGUAUCGAGCAGGCAGGUAGGGCGUAGUACGUAAUCAUGGCUGAUGGCUCAGUCUCUUUGGUGGCAUUUGUCGUUUGUAGAAAACUACAGUCGAACCUUUAUUCAGCCACCACCCACAGUCGGGGAAUAACUAAGGUUCUGUUUUCAGCGAUUUAUUAGAGAGCUUAAGCAACCAUUACAACGUCAAAAAACAAUUUAGCCUAAGCCUACGUAGCAGGCGCUAGGAAGUAAAUGGGCGCAAGAGAGAACGGGCGCGUGCGAGGGAGACACGAGAGGGGAGAGGGAAAAAUCGCCCUCUCGUGUCUCCUUCUCGCGCGAGCGUUUUUUCAUGCGCCCAUUUAUUUCCUAGCGCCUGCUACGCAGGCUAAAAACAAUUGUUAUUAGGAAACUUAAGCAAAUACGUUUUUGAGACGUACGUCAACCGGAAGUGAGGCGUUCUCCCAAUUAACAUUCUUUGACGCUACCAAAACUGUGCUGCUAAGUGUCCUUUCUCCUAUAAAGAAGAUUUGCCGAAAAUUUGGGUAAAACCACUGCCCAAGGAUGCAAAAAGCCCACUUCCGGUUGACGGGCGUCGCCCAAAAACGAGUUUGCUUAAGCUCCUUAAUAUGAGCAAAACAGUUCUGCACGUGCAUCACGCUUUUUAGUACAUUUCUUUGACAUCCACUGAACGGCUACGACGUGAAACCAUCUAAUGCGACGUUUUAUGGAGGACGUGAACAUACGACGACGAAUUUUUCAACUCAAGUCGUCUGUAUUUGACAAAUUAAGCGGUCCAAAUAGACGUGAUAAAGUUUGUAAGGACGCAAAUUAAUUUUUUUUUAGUGACUUCUUAACUGCCGUCGUCAUCGUCGUUGGUUAAGCUCCCUAUUAGAACCUUUCAGGAGACGAACAAAACUUGGUAAGUUAAGUUCAUGAAAAGUUCGACGUCUUGUUCAGUUAAGUUCGUCUGAAAGAGUUCGUAGUCAAUCUUCACAUACGACGAACUAAAAAUUUCUAUGAUGAUGUAUAUUUAAUUAACAUCGUUCGGGAGAAAAUUUAUCACUGACCGGCUAAAAUUGCUUUUUGGUCUGAUUCAGUUGAUUGGUUCGACGCGUCCUCAGUUCGACGUCUGAUUCAAGAGACGAUCUUAACAUAAUUUAGGUCGACCCGAAUUAGAGUUUGGUUCGUCUCAUGUAAAGUUCGACGUUUGGCCUAGGCCUUGAGCAACGACGAAGAGGACGGCAGAGUAAACCUCACUAUUAAAAAAACUUCGGGUUUUUCAAAGUUUUUUCGGGAUUAUGCUAGUAAGUUUUCCUGGAAUUGAAUUCUUGGGGACUGAACCCAAGUUUAGAGAAAGAAAAAUCGGUCGUGUUCUGUUUAUGUGUUCCAUAAAACCUCUUGUGAGGGGAUUUCACGUUGUAGUCGUGCAGUGACGGCAGAGAAACGCACAAAAAGUGUUCUGCAUGCGCAGCGCUUUUGUUUUGCUUAUUAAACCUAUUUCUUUUUUGACGUUCUCGUUGCCGUGGCCCUUGCCGUUAUAGUUGCUAAAGUUCCCUAAAAGCUCAGUAGAGGGUGGCUGGUCAGUAGGAGGUUGUUCUUAAAGGGGACAGGUUCACAUGCGCUGAACCGUGAACCUGUCCCUUCAAGUUAACCGUACACCGUUUACCAUUGUUCGAAAAAAGUUGCUGGGCAGCAGUAGUGCUGCUUCUCUUCCCGGUCCUCUGAGAAACAAAUUCUGACAAGGCUUGUUUUUUUUCUUUUCCAGGUGCGCGCGAUAUUGCUGCUAUUUCCUCUCUUCUGGACAAAGUUCUUGGUAAAGCCAGCAAGUUGUCAUGGGAAAUGCCGCGGGAUUUGCCUCGAUGUGAGGUAACCAGUGCAAUGUCAUUUUUAGUUAAUAGAUUUAGACGAGAUCUUUAGAAUGAGGAUACGCAAAAACUUGAAACUGUAUUUCAACAUCCAGGAAAAACGGUUCAUCAUUUUUGCUUGUCAGGAAUUUGUAAAACAACUGCAGCUCUGUGAGCUGGUUGUGGCUCGUGCCCAUUCCCUCCGCUUCAAAUUUCAAGACGCGCUCUCAGACAACGGAAGUAACGGAGCAGAUAAGGACGUUGAACACUUCCUGUCAGCUCUGAUGGAAAAACCGGAAGUGACGGUCAUCGGUGCCGGAAGAGGUCCCGCAGGAAGGGUCAUCCACAGUCUGUUUUCCAAACAAGAGGUUUGUUUGUAGUUUGUUUUGGUUUAUUUUGGUUGUAUCACUUUUUGCAUGUGAUGCGGUUGUUGAUAUUUACAGCGUUCACCGAAGAGUAUGUUUUCAGAUCUCUGUAAGAGUUUUCUUUUCUUUUCUCUGUCAGAAUGCCAGAGUGCAAUUUGCCAGUGACAAAGUAGAAUCUCCAAAUGAGCUGGUGAGUAUCUCACUGGAUGCCAUCCACCCAUAAACUUUGCGUAAUACUUACCUCCUACUCCAGUAACGCACACAACACUGCAGCGAUGAUAACUGAGAAGAGAGUGGAGAAGUGUGACGUCAGGUAAUACCGUGGUCGCAAAAUGUCUGGAUCUCAAAGAUCUUUCUCGACAGAGACGGCGAUUUGCAUUGCCGAACGAUGGAAAAAGAAGUAUAGGCUACCGUUUUGUUCCUGAGUGCAGUCAUGCACAGGAAAGUUAUCUUUUCAUUUUUUUGAGAUCUAGACAUUUUGCCACCAUGGCAACGUGACGCGAUGACUUCUCUCACUAUUGAACGUGCGAUCAAUACACCUGUCGAUAGGGUGGGCAUAAGGCAAAUGGAUAAAGUAGCGGGGGGACUGUCUCCCCUGCCACCACUACAUUCCCUUACUACUGUGACCCCAGUGUACAUUAACACUAGCAAGUAGGCCAUUUCCGAGCUGCUCCAAGCUUCUGUUUCAAAGCGAGGCUUAGUGCGAAGCUAUUAAUAUGAAAAUGUUUUUUUUAUUGUCAUGAAAAUAAAACUCAUUUCUCAGAAAAGGUUCUGCACUUAAGCCUGGUUUCCAUAAGAUCGCUGUGAUGCUGCGAUCGCUGAGAAAGCAACGAUCAUAGAGAUCAUAUGUAAACCACUUUCCGAUCACAGCGAUCAAAGCGAUCAUAUGGAAACCAGAGUUUUUGCAACUCGGAAAUGGCCUACUUUAGAGCUCACCUUUUCUUCCCCUCCCCCCUAAAAAAACCUGCACUGUAGACAACGUUUUGGCGCAUAGGGAGCUUAAGCAAUAAUAGCGGCAACGGUUAGAAAACGUCACUUAAGAAGCGAAUUUCCGCUACUUCAUCAUCGCGCUUAUUCCAUCUCGUUUAAAUUCGCCACCUAGAGACUGUAUAGAAGUUCGGGAAAAGGAAAAGAAGGUCGUUGUCUCAUGUUCACGUCCUCCAUAAAACGUGAAAUUAGGCAGUUUUUCGUCAUAGUCGUGCAGUGACGGCAAAGAAAUGUACAAAAAAGCGUGCUGCACUUGCAAAGUUUUUGUUUUGCUAAUCUAUACCUUUUUUUUUUUUUGCCGUUUUAAUUGCCGCUGCAGUCGUUGUUACUUAGGGCCUGUUUACAUGGAGGUGGGGGACCCCAGAAAGGUGAGGUAACAUGUGGCUGGUCACCCCACCUAUCAUGUAAACGUGAUCAAAUUAAAAUGAGAAAUUAUAUGGACAGGCGGGUUACCUCACCUGAGCGGGCUACCUCACCUACCUGGGGUCCCCCACCUCCAUGUAAACAGGCCCUUAAGCUCCCUAGUGUUAGAGUUCUCUGGGCUUACCUUUUUCCUUAAUUAUGGGCUGGGCUAUUAUGCUUAACUGUACGAUUUUUGUUUAUUUUAAAGCAACCUUCACCAGCCUCUCUAGUGCAAGACUUCCCACCCCCUACCGGUCGAGAGUAUAUCUUAAGAACAACGAUUCCCCGUCCUCACCCGUCUUCGCGACCUUGUCCACAAAGAAUGUAUUGCGUGCUGACGAAUGACGAGUUCAGGCUGGCGGGCGCGUUUACUGAUGACGUCAUUUUUCAAUGACGAAGAAAAUUCAAGUCUUCAAGUUACCGAAUCAUCAUCAGCGGAAUAAGUUGAGACUUUUCUAGGAAACUGCGACUGCAAUUGUAAAAACUUUCACUUUGACGAUAGGAGAAAGACAAACAGCUCAGGUCACUAAAUAUAUUGCCUUCAAUAACACAUCUCAGAAAUGUUAGAUACAAAAAGAUUUUUGUAACUUUCUAUCAGUUUGGAUUACUAUUAGUAGAAACUUUUUAAUUAAUGAUCAGAUAAUUCUGCGCAGUUAAAUCGACGAAUAUCGGUGAACAUGGG